Molecule: messenger RNA, 963 nt
Organism: Engraulis encrasicolus (European anchovy)
Lineage: Eukaryota; Metazoa; Chordata; Actinopteri; Clupeiformes; Engraulidae
Product: olfactory receptor 4M1-like
Exons: 1
Coding region: 13-963 (316 amino acids)
Biological process (GO): detection of chemical stimulus involved in sensory perception of smell; G protein-coupled receptor signaling pathway
Cellular component (GO): membrane
Molecular function (GO): olfactory receptor activity; odorant binding; G protein-coupled receptor activity
Source: RefSeq, a predicted model, not a curated record
AUGAGUUGAGUUAUGAUGGAAAAUAUGUCUAGAGUUUCAGCUUUUGAACUUUCUGGAUUGAACUUCACAUCAGAAUACAGAUAUUUACUGUUUUCUCUAACGUUACUGUGUUACCCUUGUAUUCUAAUGGUGAACAUUGCAGUCCUUUAUGCCAUUGUGAUGAACAAACACCUGUAUGAGCCCAUGUACAUAUUUCUUUGUAAUCUGUGUAUAAAUGCAUUGUAUGGAACGCUUGGUUUCUACCCUAAGUUUUUAUACGACUUGUUGUCUGAUCGUCACGUUAUAUCCUAUUUAGGGUGCUUGGUGCAAGUAUUUGUCAUUUAUUCAUCAGCACUUUGUGAAUUCUCCACUUUGACCGUCAUGGCUGUUGACAGGUAUUUGGCCAUUUGUAGACCGUUGCAGUAUCACUGCCUCAUGACAAACAGAGUGGUCACCAUGUGUAUGAUACUUUCAUGGUUUUUACCUUUUAUGUGUAUGCUAGUCGGUGUGUUGCUAAGCUCAAGGUUAACUUUAUGUGGUUCAUUGAUCAACAAGCUUUACUGUGAAAACUGGUCUGUUGUGAAACUGUCAUGCUAUCCGACUAUUGUUCAAAAUGUGUUAGGAUAUUUUGUCUUUAUUAUUUAUUUUAUUCAUUCACUGUUCAUCAUGUGCUCUUACACCAAGCUCAUCGGUACAAGUAUCAGAUCGAAAGAAGAACGAAAUAAGUUUAUGCAAACUUGUCUACCACACUUGCUGUCCUUGCUCAAUGUGACGGUCGCCCUGUUGUUUGAUGUUAUGUUUACAAGAUAUGGCAGUGCUGGGACAUUUUCCCAGGAUCUUCGUAAUUUUUUAGCAAUAGAAUUUCUAGUUAUACCACCAAUUCUGAAUCCACUUAUUUAUGGGCUGAAACUAAAGAAAAUCAGAGCUCAGCUUGUGCAGAUUUGUCACAGGUAUGUCAUCGGGGCCAAAGGUGAAAUGCAUUGA